This is a messenger RNA of Juglans microcarpa x Juglans regia, 1408 nucleotides long. RefSeq names its product dehydration-responsive element-binding protein 2A-like. Gene Ontology annotation, molecular function: DNA-binding transcription factor activity; transcription cis-regulatory region binding. Gene Ontology annotation, biological process: response to stress; positive regulation of DNA-templated transcription. NCBI's taxonomy places the organism in Eukaryota, Viridiplantae, Streptophyta, Magnoliopsida, Fagales, Juglandaceae. The record is from RefSeq and is a predicted model, not a curated record. Gene Ontology annotation, cellular component: nucleus. The coding region runs from base 240 to 1391 and encodes 383 amino acids. The transcript has 2 exons.
AGAGAGAGUGCCUGAUGGCAUGUUGUUAUUCUCUCUCUAUAUAUAUCGAUAUCCUUUGUUGAUCGGUUGACAGAGUUACUUCGUCUCCAAGGCAAAGGUCUCAAUACCAGCGUUAUCAAGACAAACAGAGCAAGCACUGCAAAACGCUACAACAAAGAAACAAAUAUCAUAUAUACCUACCCAGAGCUUAGAACACGAGCUUCCACCGAGGCUUUUUGAACGAGUCCCCAGUCAGAGAGAUGGCUCACGGGCAAAGAAGAUUGCGGAAGAGACGCACUGAGUGUGAUUCUAUAGAGGAGACUCUAGCAAAGUGGAAGAAAUUAAACAAUGAACUUGAUGCUGGAAAAGAUGGAGUAGAUGUGAUACGUAAGGUUCCAGCUAAGGGCUCGAGAAAGGGGUGCAUGAGAGGAAAAGGUGGCCCUGAAAACACACAUUGCAAAUAUAGAGGUGUAAGGCAGAGGACUUGGGGCAAGUGGGUUGCUGAAAUCCGGCAACCACUUAAUGGGACUUAUGUACCUUCGAGAAGGGGAAGUCGGCUUUGGCUUGGUACUUUUGACACUGCUGUUCAAGCAGCUCUUGCUUAUGAUGAAGCUGCAAGGGCUAUGUAUGGUCCUUUGUCACGCCUUAACUUCCCCGACCAAAUUGCUGAAUCAGUGUCUUCAGAUACAUCUAAAACCUCACCGACAGAGUUUGAAGCAUCAUUGGGUAAUUCUGAGGUUGGUGAAGUUAAGGAAUCAAUGAUUAGUCAACUGUCCACUGUAAGCAGGCUCAAUUACUCUGAAGUUGCUGAUGAGGAAUCAAAUGAACAACAAGGCUGUUCUAAGGUUUGCGUGUUUGAGGAACCAAUGAAGCUGAAUCCAAAACGUUAUCAGUCUUGUGUAUUCCACAAUGUGGAGGAGAAACCUGAUUUCUCUAAGGACUAUUUUCCUCAGCAGGUGCAGAAGCUAGAUGCUCACUUACCUAGUAGCAGCAGCUCGAAUCGUAUGCGGGUGCUACAUCUGAAGGAGAAACUAGAUUGCUUUAAGGACUAUUUCCCUCACCAAUUGCAGAAUCUCGAUGCUCACUUGCCUGGCAGCUCGAAUAAAAUCCAGGAGCCACAUUUAAAGGAGAAACCUGAUUGUUCUGAGGCCUAUUUUCCUCACCAGCUGCAGAGUCCAGAUGCUUACUUGCCUGGCAACUCAAAUCAUAUGCGGGAGUUACAUUUGGAUGCGGAUGGAAGCUUUGAUGUCUUGAGGCACGACUGUGAUUUUUGCUUAUUGGAACAGUGUGGACAGUCGUAUUUAAAAGGGAGUGUGAAUCUGGAUAGCUUGAGGCCGGAUUAUGAUUUUUGCUUAGUAGAAGAGAAAAAAUUCCUUGAUUCAAUGUACUCUGACUUGGAAAUGCUUUUAUGAUAGAUCUUUGCCAAUAA